Molecule: messenger RNA, 1118 nt
Organism: Vigna angularis (adzuki bean)
Lineage: Eukaryota; Viridiplantae; Streptophyta; Magnoliopsida; Fabales; Fabaceae
Exons: 7
Coding region: 144-869 (241 amino acids)
Molecular function (GO): nucleic acid binding
Source: RefSeq, a predicted model, not a curated record
CUUCUUCUCGUAUUAUAUUAUCUCACAGCUUUGCGUUUGUGAAUCUGUUAUUGUCUUCUAUCUAUUCCAAAUCCCUUUCUUUUCAAUCUUUCUCUUCGAUCCCAUUUCGUAGAUCGGCUUGGUUCUUCCAUUGUCAACUAAUCAUGGUUCUUCACAGAGAACUAGACCAUCUUUUUUUUUCCUCUUUCAGCGACCCUCCCAAAGAUGGGUCGAAAUCCAGUGGCAUGUCCAUCGAAAAGAAGAUAGAGUUCCUUGAGAGCUUAACUGGAAAGGUCACAAAUCGAAGGUCCCGUAGGUGGUUAAAUGAUCGUCUCUUGAUGGAACUAGUACCGAGUUUAAAUGCUGAUGAGAUUAGAGGCUUAUUUGCCCCACCACCUUGGGGUGAUGAAGUUCCGCCUUCUACAUUUUCCUUGACUAACAUAGAGGAGUGGGACAAAUUCAGGAAUAUAGACAUGGAUAAAGAGGUUAAUAUAAUUAAUUCCCUGGAAAACUCCUUACAAAAAAGGAAAGGUCACAUUGAUGCUGAUAAGAUGACAGUGUUAAAUGGUUGGCAUAGAAUCGAUUGUAGAACAAGAGAUGCACUUCGCCGCAGUUCUCUUCCUGAGCUCAUAGACAAUUAUGAGGAAUGUUUACGGACAUUCAUAACAGCAAGCACAGAUGGAGAUGUUCUUGAAUUGCAAAUUCAGGAUCCUUUCCAUAGAUUGCUUCUGCAUGGAGUUUGUGAGUUCUACAAUCUGGCAUCGGAUACAGUGACAGAUUAUAAGUGUUCCAAGAUGACGAAGAUAAAGAAGAAGAAAAAGGGUUCUCCUGUGCUCCCAAAUAUCACUCUGUCCCAUUUUCUGAAGAUGACCAAGGAAGGAAGUUGGUAGUUUCUUGAGGCAGAGUCUGGUCCAUACAAUAAAAAGGCGGAACCAGAUAGUGUUGUACCAGGAUGAACAAUGUACGAUAUUUAGUAUUUCUUUAGAAUAUCAUUGUAAAUUGCUUACAUGACCUGUACUUUGAUUGGUUGAUACCAUCGGUCAACGAAAGUUGUUGAUUGUUGGUUUACAUUGUUGUAGCUCAUCGUUCUGAUUUCAACAAAUACCAUAUUUUAAGGUUGGAUUAUUAUUAUAUGGAUA